Molecule: messenger RNA, 1053 nt
Organism: Leishmania mexicana MHOM/GT/2001/U1103
Lineage: Eukaryota; Euglenozoa; Kinetoplastea; Trypanosomatida; Trypanosomatidae
Exons: 1
Coding region: 1-1053 (350 amino acids)
Source: RefSeq, a predicted model, not a curated record
AUGUGGGUCUUUGUCUCCAGCGCUGCCUUUACCUCACUUGUGUUGGUACGUCCUUUUUUUUGGCUUUGCUCUCUGCGCAGUGACUUCUUUCAGCGUGUGCACGCACGCACGUACGUACUUGUAGUUGACAUUUCGCCCCCGUUUUUCCCUCGAGCGUUCUCCGCCCCGCGACAUUACGAAGAAAAGAACAGACAAGCGCGGGACAGAGUAGAAGGGAGGGAUAAAGCACGAGCAGCCACUCAAAAAAAAAAGAUAUACAAGAGCUCAGGUGUCUUGUGCUCACCCAACGAAUGUAAAGGUGUAUGUACGCAUCGUUCGCCCCUCCCACCCGACCUCACCUCCGCGAACCGUCGUCUGUUUUCGAUCUCCUUUCGCAAGCCCUUUCUGUUUUGUCUGCCUCCAUUGCUCGGGACUGUGAGGAAGAGCUUCUCUCUCCCUAUUUUGCCGCAUCUCCUGCUGUACUUCUUCGAGUUUCAGGCCUUGACCUUGACAGUUAUUUGCAGACAUUGCCUCUUGGAGACGUUGUUUCUCUUUGUGGCGUUUCUUCGUCAUCUUUUGCUGCCCAUCAGGCCGUUGUCGCCUUUAUUUCAUUUCGUUGUUUUUUUGGUGUUAUUUUUCGGCUUUGCAGCCUGCACAUACGCACACGCAAUGGGGUGCGUCACGGCCCGCGCGGCCCGUGAUGGGCUGGCCAACAGCAAGAAGACCGGCAAGCUCUCGAGAGAGGAAUCCGCGGAGGCCACCACAGAGAAAAAGCCCAGUGAGGCGGAGGUGGACUACGUUGCGCUCUUUGUGGCCGGCUACAUGACGGACUACUCGCAGAAAGGAGCGGUCUCCACGUAUGAGGACUACCGUGGCUUUGAAACCACCACGACGAAUCACGUGUCGAAGAACAAGGCGGAUAAGCUCUGCAAAUGGAGCGACCAAGCCCUGGAAAACCGCCUGAACCUCAAUAACGACGUCUUUUUCAACCCACAGAAUCCCUUCUCGUGGCCGAAGGAAGUCAUCACGAACCAUCUCACCUCGCCUUCCUUCACCGAUCGAAAUACCAUUUAA